ACCGACUUCGGGCGUAGCUUCGGUACCUGCCCUGCGCGGAUCAUCGUGGCAACCUUGGUCGCGAGAAGGACAGGAAAACGGCUUCUCAGCGCAGAUCGCGGCUCCAACUUGUCCCUCUGACGCGCUCCCUGGUCGUUUCGCGUCGUCUGAGCAACGGGCUGAUUAUAAGCCGGGCUUAAGGACGACUCACUCGUUCCUUUCCUUCUUUCUUUUUUUUUUUCACCUCGGGGAAAAAGCCGAUUCUGUGUGGCGUACUAUCAAAUGGUCCCCCGGAGAUCCAGUUAUUUCGGUCAUGUGGACGUGUGUGGCGAGCAAGACUGGCCUUGGCUCGACUAUAAUAUGCAGACGAAGACGCCGACCGCUUCGACGCCUCUUUUCGAACAUCAUAUGCCUUCACUCGAAGAGGACAUUUGCUCAGAUUUCACUUGCUGUGGGUUGACCUUGGCAGACAUGCACCAACUGGUGGAGCACUUUGAGGAGGCACACGUUCUCGUACUCGACGGAGCCGGACGCCGGGUUUACCCAUCCGUGCCUUCGCUGGACACCUCCAGCGAUUCGGGCUCCGACGGCGAAUCGUCCCCAAGCAGCGACUUCUCCGACGUUGGGGUCGGGGUGGGGACGUCUAGUCUGGUGUUCAACUACCCUCAGCCGCACCCCCCACCCGUUCUGAUGCUCUCUUGUACCGCACCUGACCCGCGCUCGGCGGCGGUGAGCUCCUCGUCCCACGAAAAUCAGCCCUCUCGGUCCUUGGCGACUCCGGAACCGAUGCAACAGGAUUACAUGGUUUUUUCCUCCCCUUCGUCGGUCUCUUCGGAUACGUCUGUUACAUCGUCCCCCGUAUUAUCCGAGUCGCCGAUGCUACCGGCGCUCCCUAUGCCGUCAUCACAAAUAUCUCCGAACGGCGGGGCUGCUGCGAUGGAUACCAGCUCCGACGAAGCACAGGCGUGCGUCACGCCUGGCAUGCUUUCACGGCCCACGGUGAAGGGACGGAAGGGCCCAUCGACCGCAUCGAAGAAGGGCCACCGUCGUCAACUUCAGGCUCCGGACGACGCGACGUCCGACGCGACUGGCUCUCCGCGUGCGACGUACCUCGUACAGGCGCCAACCGGCAAACGAGCGCGAGGCAAAAGCGCGAACCGCGUGCGGUACGCAUGUCCCACCGAGGGAUGUACGAAACUGUAUCUAAACCCCGGUGGUCUGAAAUAUCACCUCGAAAAGGGGACAUGCUCGUUCGACCCAAAGCCAACCGCUUGA
This is a messenger RNA of Punctularia strigosozonata HHB-11173 SS5, 1254 nucleotides long. RefSeq lists its product as uncharacterized. Lineage: Eukaryota; Fungi; Basidiomycota; Agaricomycetes; Corticiales; Punctulariaceae. The record is from RefSeq and is a predicted model, not a curated record. The coding region runs from base 262 to 1254 and encodes 330 amino acids. The transcript has 4 exons. Gene Ontology annotation, cellular component: nucleus.